Molecule: messenger RNA, 2891 nt
Organism: Cyprinus carpio (common carp)
Lineage: Eukaryota; Metazoa; Chordata; Actinopteri; Cypriniformes; Cyprinidae
Product: arachidonate 5-lipoxygenase a
Biological process (GO): linoleic acid metabolic process; lipid oxidation
Cellular component (GO): nuclear envelope
Molecular function (GO): arachidonate 5-lipoxygenase activity; protein binding; iron ion binding
Source: RefSeq, a predicted model, not a curated record
GAGUCAGUUAGAGAGAGAACGGGAGAGGGGGAGAGAGAAGAGGAAAUGCAUUCUGCGUGUGACUCUUGAAAAGUCCAUUUGAGUUCAGUUGCAGAGCUGAUCUCCAGCUUGACGAAAAUGCCCAACUACACAGUGACUGUCGCCACUGGCACUCAGUGGUUUGCUGGAACGGAUGACUACAUUUAUAUAACCCUGGUGGGAUCUGAGAGCUGCAGUGAGAGAACCCUCCUGGAUAAACCCCUCUAUAAUGACUUUGAGAGAGGAGCGGUGGACUCAUAUGACAUCAGUGUGGGAGAGGACCUGGGAGAAAUCGAGCUGGUGAAAAUUGAAAAGAAGAAAUACUGGGUGCAUGAUGACUGGUACUGCAAAUACAUCACGGUGAAGACGCCGUAUGGAGAUUACGUUGAGUUCCCCUGCUUUCGCUGGUUAGUUGAUGACAAAGAGGUGAUCCUCAGAGAUGGAAGGGCUCGAUUGCCACAACAUGCCAAGACCAGAGUGGCGAAACAGCACAGGCGCAAAGAACUAGAACAGAGACAGAAGACAUACAGAUGGAAGGAGUGGCACCCUGGCUUUCCUAUGAGCAUAGAUGCCAAAGCCCAUAGUGAGCUUCCACGAGACAUUCAGUUUGAUAGCGAGAAAGGAGUGGACUUUGUGCUCAACUACAGCAAAGCGAUUGAAAAUCUCUAUGUAAACCAGUUCAUGCACAUGUUCCAGUCCUCAUGGGGAGAUUUUGCAGACUUUGAGCGUAUAUUCAUGAGAAUUAAGAAUACAAUAUCAGAGUAUGUGAUGGAGCACUGGAAGGAAGACUUCAUGUUCGGAUACCAGUUCUUGAAUGGCUGUAAUCCAGUGGUCAUCAGGAAAUGCACAGAAAUUCCUGACAAGUUUCCAGUCACACAAAAGAUUGUUGAGGACAGUCUGGAGAGGGGUCUCACUCUGGAAGAAGAGCUCAAGGAAGGAAACAUCUUUAUUGCUGACUAUGAGCUACUAGAUGGUGUUACUCCCAAUUCCACAGACCCAUGCACCCUUCAGUACUUGGCUGCACCCAUCUGUCUGCUUUAUAAGAACAUUCAGAACAAAAUCAUGCCAAUCGCCAUCCAGCUGCUUCAGAAACCAGGAGAGGAUAAUCCCAUCUUCCUCCCGAGUGAUGAUGAGUACGACUGGCUGCUGGCCAAGAUCUGGGUAAGAUCUUCAGAUUUCCACGUACACCAGACAGUCACGCAUCUUCUCAGGACACAUCUGAUAUCUGAGGUCUUUGGCAUAGCCUUGUUCAGACAGCUGCCUGCCGUUCAUCCUGUUUUUAAGUUGCUGUUACCUCACAUCCGUUUCACCAUUGCCAUUAACACCAAGGCUCGAGAGCAGCUCAUCUGUGAGUGUGGACUCUUUGACAAGGCUAAUGGGACAGGUGGAGGUGGCCACGUAGAACUGGUCCAGAAGUCCAUGAAGACCUUCACAUACAGGUCCUUGUGUUUCCCAGAGGCCAUAAAAGCACGAGGCAUGGACAGCAAGGAGGAACUACCCUACUAUUUCUACAGAGAUGAUGGCUACAGCGUCUGGGAGGCAGUGACAAGUUUUGUGACAGAUGUAGUGGACAUCUACUAUGACAAAGACGAGACAGUCCAGGAAGACACAGAGAUCCAGGCUUUUGUGAAAGAUGUCUGCAGCUUUGGAAUGCAGGAUUUUGACUAUUGUGAAUUUCCCAAGAGUUUACAAACCAAGGAGCAGCUGGUGGAGUAUCUAACUAUCGUCAUCUUCACUGCUUCUGCACAACAUGCUGCAGUAAACUUUGGACAGUUUGACUGGUGUUCAUGGAUCCCAAAUUCCCCCCCAACCAUGCGGAAACCUCCUCCUACGAAGAAGGGUGAGGUGGAUUUGAAGUACAUAGUGGAGAGUUUGCCUGACCGAGGACGCUCCUGCUGGCAUCUGGGAGCCGUGUGGGCCCUCAGUCAGUUUCAAGAAAAUGAGUUGUUCCUAGGUAUGUAUCCAGAUGAACACUUCAUUGAGAAACCUGUGAAGGAGGCCAUGGCGAAAUUCCGCAAGAAUCUUGCAGAAGUGGUUAAAGUCAUCAAGAGCCGAAAUGAGGGAAAAAAGCUGCCUUACUACUAUUUUUCUCCAGACAGAAUCCCGAACAGUGUGGCUGUCUGAUUCUCCAGUCGUACAGGACUAGAAGUGCUAUGCUAGUAGUAGGAAGUGUUUUAUCACAGUUGUUUUAUUGGUAAAAAUUGGUAACUGUUUGAUAUAUACAAAGUUUGCCGUACUCUUAAAAAUAAAAUGUUCUUUAUUGGCAUCUGUGGUUCCAUGAAGAACCUAUAACAUCUACACAAUUCCAUUGCACAAAAGAUUGUUUAUAGUGGAUAAAGGUUUUUUAGAUUAUUAAAAUGUAAGAAAAACAAAGUUUCCUUUAAGCACUGAUCACUGACACGUUUGUUAGGGAACCCAAAAUGGUUCUUCCCUGUGAAACCACCCCUGUGGAAUUUUUAUUUUUAAAAGUGCAUGUGUAAUGUAGAGAAGUUUCAUAAUUCUGUAUAAUUAAUUUUUUUAGUAGUAGUAAUAAUAAUACAAUAUGCAAUAACAAAGUUGUAGCCAGAUAUUAUUUCAUGCUUUUAAUUAUCCUAAUGUCAACAUGUCAAACAAAUGUUAUUUUUAUAUUCAUUUUUUCAGCAACAUUAUCUUCAUUCUUGUUCACAAUGGAAUCUUCCUUGUUUGUUUUGAAAAUGGCAGAUUAACAGAUUGUUACAAUUUACAUUUUUUUAGAUUAAUUAUUUACUUUUAAAGUCUACUAAUUAAUACUAAUUAAUGUUGUAUAAAUCAUAAGCAAUAAAUUGAGAAACACAUGAGCUUUGCAGUGACUGGAAUAAUUGUCUUUGUGAAUAAAUGGGCAGCUGUUUAUAACA